Molecule: messenger RNA, 903 nt
Organism: Soboliphyme baturini
Lineage: Eukaryota; Metazoa; Nematoda; Enoplea; Dioctophymatida; Soboliphymatidae
Source: the annotation of a GenBank genome assembly
AUGAGGCUUACUAUGGUAGUUGUGCUGAGAAUUCUGUUUAUUUUAGGGUCACAUGAUCUUCAGCAGAUGCGCGAUAUGCGCGAUGCCGGUGGUGCUCUGGGUCCCGUUAACGGCAUCAACCCGGAGCUACAGAACCUGACGUGCUCGUUGACGACCGUCGAGCCGGGCGACGUUGUGUUCAUCACAUCAGACGGCAUUUCUGACAACUGCGAUCCGGUCGUUGGCAAGUUCUGCAUUCCCAACGAUUUCAACGUAAGCUUGAUGAACGACCGACCAGUGGCCUGCGCCGGACCAGCUUCUAUUUUGAAUAGUUUUUCUCCAUUUAAGGAAAAGCUAACUACCGAAACGCUGUCGCAGCAGUUCCUGGUCGCUCACAACGGCUUUUCAACGGUCAACGGCAUUCCGAGGCCACCCGACUCCAGCAAGAUCACUGCCAACCGCAUCAGUGCGCACGGCUGUGUGUUCCCGGAGUUCAGUCUCGAUGCGCCAGCCGUUACUUCUGAGGAAAGACAUGAACUGAUGCUGUUGCGAAUGGAAGACAUACUCAAACACGGGGUGGGUGAGGAAAAUCACUUUUGCGAAACCGCCAAAGACCUGUGUUAUAACCUGGUGCAGUUUGCAACGUUACUAACGAGGGCCAAACGACGGGUGCUAGAGGACCCGGAACUGUACAAACGCAAUCCGAAGACCUCUAGCCACGAUAUUAAAGUGCGACGCAGAAUGGUGCGUUGUAAAGUGAUGGAGCUUCCUGGAAAGCUGGAUCACGCGUCCGUGGUAGCGUACACUGUUGGUUCCUUUGGACAGCAGCACGACGUUUGUACCUCUGACACUGAGAACGGUAAGUCAGUGCCAUUCACGUUCGAUCGGCUUCCGUGGGCGUUACAUUACUUGCUGCGUUUGUGA